Molecule: messenger RNA, 2212 nt
Organism: Aspergillus saccharolyticus JOP 1030-1
Lineage: Eukaryota; Fungi; Ascomycota; Eurotiomycetes; Eurotiales; Aspergillaceae
Product: putative nucleotide-sugar transporter
Exons: 2
Coding region: 366-2198 (610 amino acids)
Biological process (GO): UDP-glucose transmembrane transport
Cellular component (GO): Golgi apparatus; endoplasmic reticulum-Golgi intermediate compartment; cis-Golgi network
Molecular function (GO): antiporter activity
Source: RefSeq, a predicted model, not a curated record
UGACAGUUCCUUUUUCUACCUCUUUCCUUGGAUUAGUCUCCUUUUUACUUUCCUUUGUGUCAUCCCAUCAAUUCCUUUUUCCCUACGGUCCCUGAGACCAGUCAUUUUUGCUCCUUCACCGAUCUUCUUCUUUCCACACACACUCCUUUGGCUGCCCCCGUCCUUAACCCCCUCCCCCCCCCCCCAAUUCUUUUUUUGCCCUUCGAUUUUCCCUCGAUCGUGUGCGCGCGCGGUGGGCCUCUGAGACACAAUCCACAUUCUCACUGAUGGGGCCAUCCUUAUUGUAGCGAACGCCUUCGAGUCCGCGAUUCAACCAUAUAUCACCUCGCCUCCCUCCCUCCUCCUUCUCCCCCCGGAGUCCCAGUAUGGGUGUAUCCCCGGUCAGUAAUCACCAUCGACGGCGGAGUUCAGUGUUGGCUGUAGGUCCCCAUUCCGCGGCAAUCGACCCAAGGGACGACCUUGCAAGAGUUACCGGGGACGCAGUCGGCGCGAAGAGGGAAGAGAAGAAGUCCUCACCGGCUGAGGACGCAGACGAGUCGGAUUUGUCCUCCAUUGCGGAAAGCGACGAGAUGGAUUACACUAGUUCCGACGAAGACAUCCACGAUGACGAGGAGACCGGCCUCACUGCGAGACAGCGACGGCAGCGACGACGCAGAAGACAGCAGCGCAGGCAGUUGGAUGCCCGGAUCGCCGAUGUCAAGGCUUCCAAGCACGACUGGCUGCCACUGAGAAUGGCAGACAGGGAGAUCAUGCAGCGGCUCCUGGUCAAUGGCGCUUUGAUCCUCAUGUGGUACUUUUUCUCGCUGUCGAUUUCAAUUUACAACAAAUGGAUGUUCUCUGACAACAACGUCGUUUUUCCCUUCCCUCUCUUCACCACCAGUCUACACAUGGCUGUUCAGUUCACACUCUCUUCCCUUCUGCUUUACUUGAUACCAUCGUUGCGCCCGCAACCCCCUCAUACCUCCACCCCAGCCGGCUCGCCCGUCCGCGAUCAUGAUGCGUCGGAGAAACGGCCGAUUCUCACCAAAUUCUUCUAUUUUACUCGUCUGGUUCCCUGCGGUGCAGCAACCUCCUUGGACAUUGGUCUUGGGAAUAUGUCUCUGAAAUUCAUCUCCCUCACCUUUCUCACUAUGUGCAAAUCCUCCGCCCUGGCCUUUGUUCUUCUUUUUGCCUUCCUCUUCCGCCUCGAGACUCCAUCAGUUAGAUUGAUAAUCAUUAUCGCCACCAUGACUGUAGGUGUUGUCAUGAUGGUAGCCGGUGAGACCGCCUUCAAUGUAGUCGGGUUCGUCCUGGUCAUUGCAUCCGCGUUCUUCUCGGGCUUCCGAUGGGGCCUGACCCAAAUCCUCCUUCUCCGCCAUCCGGCGACAGCCAAUCCCUUCUCUACUCUCUUUUUCCUUACCCCCGUUAUGUUUGUGUCUCUCAUUAUCAUUGCGCUGGCCGUGGAGGGACCUUCGGAGAUCGCCGCGGGAUUCCAUGCCCUGGCCGAAGCUCGCGGCAGCCUCUUCGGCGUGGGUCUCUUGGUCUUUCCGGGCCUGCUCGCCUUCUGUAUGAUUUCUUCCGAGUUUGCGCUCCUCAAGCGCUCCUCGGUGGUAACCUUGAGCAUCUGCGGCAUAUUCAAGGAAGUCGUCACCAUCAGUGCAGCCGGUGUCAUCUUCCACGACCAGCUCACCUUGAUCAACAUCACGGGUUUGUUUGUGACCAUUGCUAGCAUCGGUACAUAUAACUACAUGAAGAUCGCCAAGAUGCGUGCAGAAUCUCGGAAAGGCUCGUGGACGCGUAGCCCGAACCUUGACUCCGAGACUGACGAUUCGGAUCCCACGGGAGAGCGCGGCGAAUAUCAGCGAAUCCGUCAUCCCGAGACGAGCAUGCGCUACUCGCCGGACGACCUGGAUGACGAUGAGAAUGUCAACAUCACGCCCGCCGAUCAUCUGAAGCCCGGCCGCCGCUCGUUCCGCGUUCGUGCCAGCGGCGCCAGCAGCAAUGUGCACGGGUUGAGCAUUAACACCUCGAACCUCAGCGACCACGAUCGGUCACUCUCUCCACGGGUCGCCGGUCCCUCACCGUUGAAAUCCGCACCGCCCGUCAUCACCUCGCUUGAAGCGGAGCUUCACAAGUCGGACCGGCGGCAAAGCUUCGGAGGCGUUGUGCAACCAUCCCCGGAAAGACUGUCCCAUGGAGAGGGGCGAUCCGCCCAUUGAAGUCCAACCCUGGC